Molecule: messenger RNA, 2703 nt
Organism: Hylaeus anthracinus
Lineage: Eukaryota; Metazoa; Arthropoda; Insecta; Hymenoptera; Colletidae
Gene: Ir68a
Product: ionotropic receptor 21a-like
Exons: 8
Coding region: 1-2358 (785 amino acids)
Cellular component (GO): membrane
Molecular function (GO): glutamate-gated receptor activity
Source: RefSeq, a predicted model, not a curated record
AUGAGAUUCCUGAAUAUUCAAUUUCUACAAUUGGUGGAAGAAAUUAGAAACGUCGAUAUGUUGGUAUAUAAUCGGUACACCGUUACAAUUGCAAGUUUUAUUCGAAUCAGAACGACGAUGCUUAUCGUUUUGUUUCUUCAAGUCACCCUCGUAUGUGGGAGAAGUGGAUUUUAUAAAGAGCAUCAAUGGGAGAGAAGCGAAGAGAACUUGAAGUCUGUCGUCGAAAAGAUUAUAGAAGAAAUCAUGGAACACGCUAAUUGCAUUGUUUUUGUUACCGAUACUAUUUAUCGAAGACUCGUGAACAUCACGCACGUUCAAGGUUCUUCGCUCUUAUCCAAAUACGAGAUUGGAUUGCGCGAUAACGAACAAUUUUCCCCGCCAAGAGAACGUAUUCAACAAGUUCUAAUCGACAGCAAGGCGAUCGAUUGUAGCGCAUACGUUAUACUAGCUGCUAAUGGUUUCGUGACGUCUCAGUUUUUGCAAUAUACAGAAAGCAAACGUCUGAUCAACACUCGCGGACUCUUUUUACUUUUAUACGAUCACCGACUAUUUGAAUCGAAUUUACAUCACGUGUGGAACAGAAUAAUUAACGUAGUUUUCAUACGUCGAUAUAACGCGUACCAGCAUCGCUCUGGAGAAAAAAUAUCCAAAGAAAGGAUAGAUCUAGACACAGUCUACUACCCUGCUUACGAAAAAAUAUUAACUGUGACUAAAUACAUCGACACUUGGUAUCGUGGAAAAAUGCGUUACGGUAACAAUCAUUUUACGGAAAAAACAACGAAUCUGCAUAAGAAACAUUUACGAAUUGCUGUUUUCGAACACAUUCCUACAGUAACAGAGAAAUCGAGAGCUUAUUAUAAUAAGCGACCUAAUAACAAUACAGAGGCUCUAGGAAUAGAAUUCGAAUUAAUACAGAUCAUAUCAGAAGCAAUGAACUUCAAACCAAAGUAUUACAUGCCAUACAAUAUAGCUUCUGAGAAGUGGGGUGUUAAAGGAGACAAUCAAACCUAUACAGGUCUUAUAGGUGAAGCCAUAGAAGGAAAUGCUGCAUUUUAUUUGGGUGAUUUACAUUACACGUUACACCACUUGAAUUAUUUUGACUUGACCAUACCGUAUAAUACAGAAUGCCUUACUUUCCUAACACCAGAGUCCUUGACUGAAAAUUCAUGGAAGCUGCUGAUACUUCCAUUUAAGUUAUACACCUGGAUUGCACUUAUCUUCAGUUUAAUUUUUGGAAGUUUUACAUUUUACUUCUUGUCACUGUCUUAUAAGAAAUACAUAAUCUUUUAUAAGAAUAAAAUGUAUAUUCAAACUGCAUUCACAAAGAAGGAAAUAAAAGGAUUGUAUUUGUUUACAGAACUACAAAACAGUAUAUUGUAUACUUACAGCAUGCUGUUUCAAGUUUCGUUACCUAGUUUGCCAAACCCUUGGGCUGUAAGAGUAUUUAUCGGGUGGUGGUGGAUUUAUACUAUUCUAGUUGCAGUUGCCUACCGUGCUAGCAUGACUGCAACUCUUGCAAAUCCUGUAGCUAGAGUUACCAUCGAUACAUUGGCACAAUUAGCCAAAAGUUCUAUAGAAGUUGGGGGUUGGAACGAAGAAAGCAAAGAUUUCUUCUUAAUAUCCUCUGACCUUAACAGUCAAGAAAUUGGCAAGAAAUUUCAGUUCAUUGUAGAUGAGAAAGACGCUAUAGAAAAAGUAGCAAAUGGAUCUCUAUGCUAUUUUGAGAACUCUUAUUUGCUUCAAGAUGCCCGUGUAAAAAGGCAGAUAUUGGAGAAACAACAGAAAGAAAACGGAACUACAUUGAACAUAUCUUUGAAACAUAACCUACACAUUAUGGAAGAGUGUGCUAUUAAUAUGCCUAUAGCUAUUGGCAUGGAAAAGAAUUCACCACUGAAACCACGCGUUGACAUUUUAGUAAUUUUUAAUUUCGUUAAUAAUUAUCGUAAAAUUAUAAUCUAUAUUUUAACGCAUUCACAUCGUUACACGUACGAAUCUGUUAAGUAUUGGCUGUCCCAUAGGAAAUGCAUGGAAUUAGAUGCAAAUGUGAAGAUACGUCGCGUAAUAGAAACUGGAUUAGUCGAAAAAUGGCUGAGCGAUGUUAUGGAAUGGUCCAAGAUAAUGGAGGUGCGACAAGAAACUGAAUCUGAAAAAGCAUUAGUCAAUCUUCACAAGCUGCAAGGUGCUUUUAUUGCUGUUAUAGUCGGUUAUGUAUUAGCUUUCGUAGUAUUACUAGGAGAAAUUCUAUACUGGAAGUAUAUCGUUUUAAAGGAUCCAAAGUUUGACAAGUACCAUUUGGACAUAUUCUAUCAUGUUAACCCUAAAGUACAAGUCAAUAAUUAUAAUUUACAAAUUCUCUAAUUAAAUUUAGAAAUAAUUGGUUACAUGGACUGUUAUAACAUAAUUAGUGUUUACGAAAAUAUGUAAGAACUCGUUAAUUGUCUGGGAAAUAAUACGAAAAUUACAUACCAAAUAGAAAUGAAAAGGUUUAAAUUAAUUUUUUCAAUGGUCAUAUCACACUGAGUCAACUAUUGCUGCACAAAUCCGAUUAAUUAAUUCGUUCGAAAGAAACACGACACACUCAACACAUACCUUUUGUAUAUAAUCUUCUACACUCAAUUAAAUGAAACUCAUUCGUGCACUGUACUUCUAUCCAGGAAUGUAUCAUUUGUAUUUCUCAAAUAUACUUUUGUUUCUCUUACUUUA